Messenger RNA from Drosophila serrata, 625 nucleotides. RefSeq lists its product as uncharacterized. The record is from RefSeq and is a predicted model, not a curated record. Lineage: Eukaryota; Metazoa; Arthropoda; Insecta; Diptera; Drosophilidae.
CAUUAUACGUAUACCAUAAUGUCUGCAGGGAGGCAAAACUGUCAACAUCAUGUUUGGCUCGGAUGUGCCCAAGCUCAUGAGCCUGGUAACCAACGAGCUAGAAAAGAUGCUGCAGCCGAUCGAGGUUGAGCAGCAGCGCUUCAAGAUGGAGGCCAUCGACAGUGCUGAGCGCGCGGAGCGUAAGAUCAGGCACAAGAAGCAGGUUGACUACCUAACCAUGGUAACGGACGUGGGUGUGACGGUGUUUGGGCCGCAGGUUAAUCGCAACAUGUUCAAGAAGCUCACCGUCGCGGCCGCGGCCCUUAAGAUGCAGUGCAAGGAACACAAGGUUGUAAGAAGUCCAGCGAUCAGUUCGAGGUGGUGAACUUCGCCUGUAAGAACCAAUUGUCGGCGGAACCAAUGGUCGAGCCGGAAAAGAAGAAAGAGUCACAGGGCAAGAGGCUGGAGAUAUGCGCGAAUUGACGGAACCCGAGGCAGCCAAAGCACCAGUAGCAGCGGCGGCUGCAGCAGAAGCAGCAGCCCUACGACGGAAGCGGCGGGCGGCGUACCGGAAGGCCGAGAGGCUGCACCUGUAGAAGGCGGAGAAGGAGCUCCUGUAGCAGAAGGAGAAGAAGCACCAACCGUC